UUUCGAGAGUUCGAGAAUAAUUCCGAUGAUUUUCUCGAUACAUCGAAAUGAUUGGUGGACAUAAGUAGCUUCCUGCUCGCUUGUAUCUUGCACGAGGGAUGUUAAUAGGCAUUAUUUUACUCUUAUCGUAGAACUUUUUUUAAAUACAAUUUGUCAACGGAUUGAAUCACUUGGAAAGACUGAUAUUGUUAGUAUCGUGUAGUAAUUGUGAACACAAUAAGUUAGCGUAAUGGCAUUAAACCCCCAAUAUGAAGUUAUCGGAAAGGGUUUCGUACAACAGUAUUAUGCGAUGUUUGACGAUCCUGCUCAAAGACCAAAUUUAAUAAAUAUGUAUAAUACCGAGUCAUCUUUCAUGACAUUUGAGGGUUUGCAAAUACAAGGUGCUAUUAAAAUCAUGGAAAAACUAACUAGUUUAACAUUUCAAAAAAUAAAUCGGAUAAUAACUGCUAUUGAUUCACAACCAAUGUUUGAUGGUGGCGUACUCAUUAAUGUUUUAGGAAGGUUGCAGACUGAUGAGGAUCAGCCCCAUGCAUACAUCCAGACAUUUGUCCUGAAGCCAAUUGGUACCAGCUUUUACGUGCAGCAUGACAUCUUCAGACUUGCUCUGCAUAACACGGUUUAGGCGUCAGGUAUUACUAUUCCAUUGAUCUUCGUAUCAUGGUACAGGCAAGCUUGAUACUAAUUCUUAGUGUCUAAAGCUGCUUAAUGUUUGUCAAUAUGCUUUUUUAUUAUUAAUUCUAAUUUUAUUAUAUAUUAUUUGCAAUAUUGCUUUUAUGUUUGCUGUAAUUUAAGAUUUAAAAAAAAUAAUUUUUGCACUUACUAAUAUUAUUAUAUAAUAAUUUGACAAACAUGGAAACUUAAAGUAAUUUUGUAAUAUAAUGGAAAUAUUUACUGCAUUUUAAAGUUUAUUAUUAUAUUAUAUUUAAAUUUAAUAAAAUUUCUUAAUUUUAUUAAUUCAAUAUUUGCAUGUACUAUUUAAUUAAUUAUAUUUUGAUAAAUUAUCUAGUAAAAAUGAUAAUAAAGAGAAAACUUUAAAUUGCUGAACUGAUAGGAAUAAAAUUUAUUUUUUCUAUAUUUAAAAAAUAAAUUAUUAUUUAAGUAAAUUAUUAUUAUUAAUAUUUAAAUAAAAAUUUAAUGACUUAUUAUUUAAUAAUAAUUCAUAUUAAGAUUAAUCAUUAUGAUUAAUUUAUUUUAUCUAUAAAAAUAAUUUUAAAAUUAUAUAAUAUUAUAUAAUAGUAAAUAAUAUAUGAAUAUAAAAAAAUAAAAAUAAAUUUAAGUUUAUAUUUUUAUAUAAUAUAAUUAUUAUAUAUACUUUUUAAUGUAAUUAGAAAUUUUAUAAUAAUUAAUAAAUUUUAUAAUAAUUAACUAGAAAUUUUAUAAUAAUUAAUAUUUAAAAUUAUUUAUGAAAAUAUAAUAGAAUAUUUAUAUUACUGUAAGGAAAAAUAUAAAAUAAUUUUUUUAUAUAAAAUUUUAUUGUAUGGUAAGUUUAUCUUUAUAUUAUAUAUCUUUUUUAUUUUUAUUAUUCUUGAAAUAUUAUGUAUUUUUUGCAUGAUUAAUAGUAAAAUUAUUAAUUAUUUUAAUAAUUAUGUAAUCUAAUUAAUUAUUUUAAUAAUUAUAAUAUUAAUAAUACCAAUAUAAUAAGUUUAAAUACAUAAUAAAUUUUUAUAUACAAUAAAUUUGAUUUUAUAUUAAUAUUUUAUAUUAAUAUUUACUAAAAUUUAUGCAAAAUAUAUAAAUAACAAAAAAAGUAUAUAAUUUUUAAACAUAUUUAUAUUAUUAUAACAUAUGUUAUAAGUAAUAUAUCUCUAAUUUAUUGUAGGCAGAUGAAGAUCCACCACAUGCCUUCUCACAGAUCUUUGUGUUGAAGCCACUGGGGAAUUCGUUUUUCUGUCAACAUGACAUCUUUCGUCUUGGCAUUCAUGAUAGUGUAUGAAGAGAAAUGUCUGCAAGUUUAUCACAGUUAAUAUAGCAGACAGGUAUCUGAGCUAUGGACUCCACAGAUUAAAAUAAGUGAGCUACUUUUUCCUUAAUAUCCUUUGUCAUCACAUAUUAUUCCAUUCUUUCUAGAUAUUGCAAUUUUUAUAUGAAAAACAUUUGCUUAUAUCUUGGCCAUGAAACAAAAAGAGAGCAUUAAAAAUAAAUACAGUUUAAUAAU
Molecule: messenger RNA, 2155 nt
Organism: Apis cerana (Asiatic honeybee)
Lineage: Eukaryota; Metazoa; Arthropoda; Insecta; Hymenoptera; Apidae
Gene: Ntf-2
Product: nuclear transport factor-2
Biological process (GO): nucleocytoplasmic transport
Source: RefSeq, a predicted model, not a curated record